GUUUGCACAGAGAAAAGAGCUCCCAUGUGCUGAUUAACUGCUGAAUGACCCACAGGGGCUGGAACCAGGAGCUGGGAACCCCAGCCAGGUCUUCCACGUGGGUGGCAGGGACCAUCACUCGCUGCCUACCAGGGCCUGCACUGGCAGGAAGCUGGAGUCAGGAGCCAGAGACAGAGCCAGGAGCGGAGCCCAGGGUCGCCAACGUGGGACACGGUUGUCUUCACCACUCGGCUAAACGGCCCCUAUCUCUCAGAAGGAAAAGAAGGAAAGGGGGCAAGAAAGCUGAAGACAGGAGAGAAAGGAGGUGAGAGACAGAAAGGGAGACAGACACAGGCAGGAAAAAACAGUGAGACCCCACCCUGAUGGUGGAGGCAAGGCUGUGCUGGAGGCCGACGGGCCCUGCUGGGAGUGCACGGCGCGAGGAUCCCCAGCCUGCGUGCACUCACCGUAGAGUGACCCAAAGGUGGGCGUAAGGGCGCGCGGGAAGUCCCAGUGCUGGGCGCCUGACCCCACCCUACGCCUUCGCGCCGCUCUCCGACCCUCCCGCUAGGGGGCGACUGGGACCUCGGCGAGCUCGGGCUUCCCGGGGCCGCGACGGCCCGCCCCGUGCACGCCCCCAAGCGACUUCCUGGUAGGCGCGGGUACCGCCUUCCCCGGCUAGGUUUCGUUUCCCCGGGAGCCUCUGGGCAGUCGCUCGGCGCUCUGGGUCCCGUGUCGUCCCCAGGACCGCCAUGGCGGAGCUGCUGCCCUUAACCGAAGAGCUGUCGUGCUCCAUCUGCCUGGAGCCCUUCAAGGAGCCGGUCACCACCCCGUGCGGCCACAACUUCUGCCGCUCGUGCCUGGACGAGACAUGGGCCGUCCAGGGCCCGCCGUUCCGCUGUCCUCAGUGCCGCACCAGCUACCAGGUGCGCCCGCAGCUGCACAAGAACACGGUGCUGUGCUCCGUGGUCGAGCGGCUCGCGAUAGUGGAGCAGGCCCGGGCGCCCGGCGACGGCUGGACGCCGCCCGUGCGCGCCGCGGCCCCCAGCACGGUCGCCCAGGUGGCCUGCGACCACUGCCUGAAGGAGCCCGCCGUGAAGACGUGCUUCGUGUGCACGGCCUCCUUCUGCCAGGAGCACCUGCGGCCGCACCUCGACAGCCCCGCCUUCCGGGACCACCCGCUGCAGCCGCCCGUGCGCGAUCUGCAGCGCCGCAAGUGUCCCCAGCACAACCGCCUGCGGGACUUUUUCUGCCCGGAGCACGGCGAGUGCAUCUGUCACGUCUGCGUGAUAGAACACAAGACCUGCUCGCCCAUGUCCCUGAGUCAGGCCAGCGCUGACCUGGAGAACAAGCUGAGGUACAAACUCACCAUCAUGUACAGUCAGAUCAAUGGGGCGUCGAAAGCGCUAGAGGAUGUGCAAGCCAGGCAGCAGGGUGUGCAGGAGGCUACAAACAGGAAGAUAGAGCAGCUGCGACAAGAAUACCUGGAAAUCAAGGCUCUCAUCGAUGCCUCGGAGGCCAGCUCGACUCGAAAGAUAAAGGAAGAGGAGAAGAGAGUGCACAGCAAGUUGGACACCAUUCACCAGGUGCUCCUCAAGAAGAAGAGCGAGAUCCAGGCCCUGAAGGAGAAGAUCGAGGACGGCCUCAAGGAGGGGGACGAGUUUGAGUUUCUGGAGAAAGCCUCAAAACUGCAAGGAAUCGUGACGAAGCCAGUGUACGUCCCCAAGGUGGAGCUGGAUCAUGAGCUGAUACAUUGCGUCUACCAGGGCACCUUGGACUUAAAAAAUGAGCUGAAGCGGGCUACCAGGCAGCUCCAGGAGAGGAAGCCCAAGGAGGCCCCAGGCCCAGGUGACUCUACAGACCAUACAAAAAAGGAAAGGAGCAAACCCUCACACCCUGGGAAGAAGGUGUCAUAUGACAAGAAACCCAAGAACCCUUCAGCUGACACUGUCCCUCCGUCUCCUGCCCCUUGCCCACCUGCCAAGAUUCCCAUCUUCGGAGCCCUGGGACACGUUGUGAGUUUGAACCCAGCUGACGCAGAGGCUACAGCCAAAGUUGCCCUCUCAGCAGCGAGCUCAGCAGCUGUCAAGGCCACCGAGCUGAAGGCCUUCUUGGACAAGUCCAGACCCGAGCUCCUGGAGUAGCCGGCUUGGUCGCAACAGUGCCUCCUGGUGCGUGGAGUGGUUCAACACCAAGAUCUCAGCCUGGCAUGACAACGUGGAGAAAACUCUGCCCUCCACCAAGGCCACGCAGGUCGGCGUGCUUCUCAACUGUGACCACGGCUUUGUCAUCUUCUUUGCCAUUGCCGAGAAGGUCCACCUGUUGUAUAAGUUCAAGGUGGACUUUACCGAAGCCGUGUACCCAGCCUUCUGGGUGUUCUCUGCUGGUGCCACGCUCUCUAUCUGCUUCUAGUGGGCAGCCCGGGGACAUUCGGGCGUCCAGGACUCAGAUGAACAUGCUGCAUGGGGGAUGCUCCUCAGAGAACUUUCCAGAGUCCCCAAGGCUGGAAGGACCGGAGGAGCUGGAGGGUGGGAGGGGAGAUGGGAUGUGGAGGGAUUUGGCCAGGGAAGGAGGUGGGGGUCCCUGUGUUGUGAAGAGAGAUUUCUUCCUCCUAUGCCCCCUGGGGCACGGUGACCUCUUUCCUACUGCUCCUACUGUUCUCCAGGCUCUGGGCUGAGCUCUGGGGAGGAGUCAUAGCGCCCCUGUCUUCUUAGAAGUCUGUGUCCGUUGCAGGCUCUUUCUCAGGCUCCUUGGUCUGUGGCUCUUGGAUCUCUGGGGCAGGGUUCAGAUCUUGGUGUUUUGUUGACUGUUCAGAGUUUCAGUUCCAGACUCGUUGAUUCCCGAUGUGCUGUACCCCCUGCAGCUCCUGUUGGUGCCCGGUCUCCUGGUUAUUGUCUGUGUUCUAGGGACACCGUCCACAGCAGGUCUCCUCCCAGACCAGAGUUGCCCAGAGAAGUGUAGCCUCUUCCUUCACUGGAAAAUGGCCCUGCUUCCGUCCUCACCCUGUUGCCCCCAGGACCCCACUGACGGUUUUGAGAUGUCCAGUUGAACCAACAGCUUUUUAAUGAAGACUUCAAACUAAGAUCUGAGUCAGGCCUGUCUGGAAUUCAUGGUUCAAGGUCAAGAUGACCCACUCCUAAAUGUUACAAGAGGCGUCUUGCUGCUGCCCUGCAACCUUCACUGAGCCUUGCUUCUUGUAACCUAGGGCGAGGCGCUCUGCCCAGUAAGAGUGGCCCUGGCCUGGGUCAGCACAGGACAGGCAGCCUUGCUCUUGGCACGGUGUCUCCCCUUCUCACUGACGCCUCUCCCAAGCAGCAGAACCCCCGACCCCUGACCGUGAGAUACUGGACUGACUGGUGUCGAUCCCACUUUGGCUAGCACCCAGCUGCCACAGAUAACUGAAGCCUGCUGUUGUGCAGGCUGGCUGUGGGUGGCUGCCACAGGGACCGUACUAGGACAGCCACUGCGGUGACUUGCCUGUGGUGGCCCAAAGGGCCUCGCUGCAGGCGCCGUGGGAAACAGCAACAUUCCUGCUCCUCCCUGGUGACAGACUGCAAACCCAGCGCUGGCCUUUGCAUGAGUCAGAGGCCUGUUGCGGCCCUGGCCCCUUCUGUCUUCCUCCUUUGAGCAGGCUAGAGGUCUGGAAGACACGGGCCAGGGAGGGAAUGAGCCGAAUAGGGUCGAACUGAUGGCUGUGUUCCCUGCAGAGUUUCUGUGCGGUGAAAAUGACCCAGUCUGUCAAGGGAUAGGAGUGAAUGGACUGCUGCAAUUUUCUCAAGCUCCUUAAGCCUGCCAUUGUCAGGAUGCAAGUUCCCAUCCUGACAAGUGUGAGAAACUGAAUCUCUGGGGACGUGAGUCCAGUUCUGGGCUUUCCUAAGAGGAGAGCACUGGUCGGGCUUCUUAGGAUAUGCAAAUAGGUCACCACUGGGGAAGAAGAUACCCCAGACCUUUUCUUGAGGAUAUUUGAAAAUGUGACACAUCUCUGGCCUCUUGUUGGAAUCCCAGGGCUCAGAGCACGUGGUAUUCCCGACAGACGUCUGGUCUGUGUCAUCUCCCCAACAAGGACUUUGAGUUCCUUGGAAGAGAGAAUCUUUGUAGGGAACACAUCCCUACAAUGGCUGAAAGUUUUUUUCUUCUAUUGCUUCUUGGAAGAAAAGAUCUUUGCUGAUCCUUGUCUGCAUUUGAAAGGGUCCAUCCUUAUGGAUGGCCUGAAACAAAAGCCCUGCCUGAUGCCCAUUCAUGCUUGGGUAGCAGCCCGGCUUCGAGGAGUAGAAAGCCAGAGCUCUCAUCCACGGCUGCUGCUGUGGCUGUCUCGUGGAGAAACGGAGGCAACAGGGCCGACUCUCCCCUGGCCAGCGUGCAGCUCAGAUUAGGAAAGCCGGGGUCCUUCUGCAGACCAAAGCUGAGCCCAGGGCACAAUGCUUUGGAGCUGUAAGUUCUGCCUGCAACGGGGAGACCUUACCUCGGCCAGCCUUGCACGACCCCUGCAUGGCCCUCAGCUCCUAGAGCUGGAGGACCGAAUCCACCCGGGUCCUCAUCUCACAGAGUAAGACACGUGAGAGUCACUGUUCCACUCUCACCAUUUCGACAGGGAGCGGACGCUUUCUAGCACAAGGCAAAACCCUGGUACCAGAAAUAUCUAGAAACACAAGAUACUGUCCUGGGACUGGGGACUGAUCCAGUAAAGCAGGUCCAAUUCGAGACUGAUUGGUCGAUUAUUCCUGCCGUAAUUACUCUGAAGUUGAUCUGUGAUCUGUGACUAUAAUGCUAAUAUAUUCUCUUUUGCCUCAUUUCCCUUCUCACUAUGGAUUUUAAUGAAGCAGGAGUAUUUGAGCUAUAAUUUCUAGAGCUUAUUUUAUUUAGAGUUGAUUUUCUUAAGGAAAUAAUCACAGUUAGAGACAGGGCCGAGGUUGGCUGAUGGGCCUUAGAAGACCUGAGUGCAACCAAGCAGUGUGUGACACCCGUUCUGGCAUCACAGUGCAGGUGGAAAGUGGUACCUGUCCAUCAUGCUGGAGACAACAGGUGAUCAUCAGAAGGCCCAGGGCCCCACCCAGCCACUCCCUGGGCUGCAGAUUGGUCCACGUGAGGCAGGCCAUGGAUGCAGCACCCCUGGGGAGCUUUCCACGAAGCUUUCUCAGACUGGUAGGCGAGGCACAUGCGGGGGACAGUGAUGGGAAGGAAAGGUUCAUUGUGUUUUUUCUCUUUUUUAUUUGACAGGCAGAGUUAGACAGUGAGAGAGAGACAGAGACAGAAAGGUCUUCCUUCCGUUGGUUCACCCCCUAAAUGGCCGCUACAGCCGGCGCUGAUCCGAAGCCAGGAGCCAGGUGCUUCCUCCUGGUCUCCCAUGUGGGUGCAGGGGCCCAAGGACUUGGGCCAUUCUCCACUGCCUUCCCGGGCCACAGCAGAGAGCUGGCCUGGAAGAGGAGCAACUGGGACUAGAACCCGGCGCCCAUAUGGGAUGCCGGUGCCGCAGGUGGAGGAUUAACCAAGUGAGCCAGCCCCUCAUUGUGUUUUUUCUACUCUUGCGUAAUGUUUGAAAAUUUCUGGAAUGAAAAUUGGGAAGAAAAACAACCCGGGCCCUGUUUAGUGGAUUUUAUACCUGUCUGAACAAGGGUAGGAGUUGGAGGAGGUGUGGCUUUGAGGUCUGUUAAAGAACGGGGCUGAUCUUUGUCCCUGGUUCCUGAGGGAGACUAAGUCCUUGGAAUUUCCUGGGCUCUAAGAGUUCCUUUGUUAAACAUGAGCCCCUUGGAUCAUACCCUGGGUUUGUGAAACACCAGCCACCUGUGAUGAGAGGCUGGGGCUUCGAGCCUCUCCCACCUCCAAGGAGGGAUUCUGGGAGGGGGCUAGGGGAUUGAGUUCAGUCACAUAGGCAACAAUGCAAUCAAUCCUGCCUACACAGUGAAAUCCCAAUGAAAUCUCAGGACGUGGGGGCUCUGUGGUGCUUCCUGUUGUGAACGCGUGGAGAUGCUAGGAGGGUGGCGGGCCCCGAUUCCGCGAGGGUCUACAGAAGCUCUUGUGUUCCAGACCUUUGUGUCCUGUGGAAUAAAACUGGCCUCACGAGUA
Molecule: messenger RNA, 6042 nt
Organism: Oryctolagus cuniculus (rabbit)
Lineage: Eukaryota; Metazoa; Chordata; Mammalia; Lagomorpha; Leporidae
Source: RefSeq, a predicted model, not a curated record